Messenger RNA from Teleopsis dalmanni, 900 nucleotides. RefSeq lists its product as uncharacterized. Gene Ontology annotation, molecular function: nucleic acid binding. The record is from RefSeq and is a predicted model, not a curated record. The coding region runs from base 1 to 900 and encodes 299 amino acids. NCBI's taxonomy places the organism in Eukaryota, Metazoa, Arthropoda, Insecta, Diptera, Diopsidae. The transcript has a single exon.
AUGACAGAUCUACCAGCAGUGCGAGUUCGACAAGCACAUCCCUUUGAAAAUACUGGGUGCGAUGACGCUGGGCACUUCUCACAGAAAUUAAAUAACGGAAGAAAUGCACGUACUUUCAAGGGGUAUAUUUGCUUAUUUUUUUGCCUCGUUACAUCUGCCAUACAUUUUGAACUCGCUACUGACCUAAGUACUAAUUGCUUCCUAGCAGCACUUCGCCGUUUCAUGUCCCGUCGUGGAAAGUGUUCUUCAAUCUUUAGUGAUAAUGGAAGGAUUUUUCUUGGUGCUGCUAGUGUGUUAAACGAGAUAUAUGCAGCAAUUAUGUCACAGUUUCGGAACGAAAUCAUUGCACCACAUUGGGGUGGAGUCUGGGAAUCGGCAGUGCGAUCAGUCAAGUCACAUUUACAGCGCGUAAUAGGCAAUGCAGUGCUUACGUUUGAGCAGAUGAAUACUUUGCUGACACAGAUUGAAGCAGUUGUAAAUUCUCGCCCCCUAGGCGCUACAUCAGACUCGGAUACUAAUUAUCUUUCUUCUUUUCAUUUUUUGAUUGGUCGCCCGUAUACGUUGGUUCCAGAAGACGAUCUAAGUCAUAUAAACGACAACAAAUUAGACUACCGGCAGCACAUAGAAAAUAUGCUUCACGGAUUUUGGCGUACAUUACAUCAGGAAUACUUAACAUCUCUACAAAACCGUCCAAAAUGGUUUCGACUGCAACCCAAUAUAGCCGUGGGCAACAUAGUGGUCAUUACGGAAUCGAGCAUACCACCAGCAAAGUGUCUCAUAGCUAAGGUAACUGAAAUACAUCUUGGUUCAGAUGGGCUCGUUCAAAUCGUAAAACUUUACACUGUACACGAGGAGAUAACGCGACCCAUUACAAAGGUUGUUGUUUUACCUGUACUCUGA